Molecule: messenger RNA, 2642 nt
Organism: Phyllostomus hastatus (greater spear-nosed bat)
Lineage: Eukaryota; Metazoa; Chordata; Mammalia; Chiroptera; Phyllostomidae
Gene: DBH
Product: dopamine beta-hydroxylase
Exons: 12
Coding region: 1-1848 (615 amino acids)
Biological process (GO): dopamine catabolic process; octopamine biosynthetic process; norepinephrine biosynthetic process
Cellular component (GO): secretory granule membrane
Molecular function (GO): copper ion binding; dopamine beta-monooxygenase activity
Source: RefSeq, a predicted model, not a curated record
AUGCAGGUGCCCAGCCCCAGUGCGCGCGAGGCCGCCUCCAUGUACGGCACCAUGGUGGCCGUCUUCCUGGUCAUCCUGGUGGCCGCACUGCAGGGCUCGGAGCCCUCCGAGAGCCCCUGGCCCCACCGCGUCCCCCUGGACCCCGAGGGCACCCUGGAGCUGGCCUGGAACGUCAGCUACCCGCAGGAGACGGUCCACUUCCGGCUCCUGGUGCGGCAGCCCGGGGCCGGCGUGCUGUUCGGGAUGUCGGACCGCGGCGAGCUGCAGAACGCUGACCUGGUCGUGCUCUGGACGGACGGGGCCACCACCUAUUUCGGGGACGCCUGGAGUGACCAGCAGGGGCAGGUCCACCUGGAUGCCCAGCAGGACUACCAGCUGCUGCAGGCCCAGAGGACCCCGGAGGGCCUGUCCCUGCUCUUCCGGAGGCCCUUCAGCACCUGCGACCCGCGGGACUACCUCAUCGAGGACGACACGGUCCACCUGGUGUACGGGUUCCUGGAGCAGCCGCUGCCGUCGCUGGAGGCCCUCAACACCUCGGGCCUGCGCACCGGGCUGCAGAGGGUGCAGCUGCUGAAGCCCGACAUCCCCACGCCGGCCCUGCCCGCCGACACCAGGGCCAGGGAGAUCCGCGUGCCCAACGUGACCGUGCCCCCCGAGACCACCACCUACUGGUGCCACAUGGCCCUGCUUCCCGAGGGCUUCUCCCAGCACCACAUCGUCAUGUACGAGCCCGUCAUCACCGCGGGCAACGAGGCCCUGGUGCACCACAUGGAGGUCUUCCAGUGCUCCGCGGAGGUGGAGGAGUCCCACUACAGCGGGCCCUGCGACUCCAAGAUGAAACCCCAGCGGCUGAACCACUGCCGCCACGUGCUGGCCGCCUGGGCCCUGGGCGCCGAGCCCUUUUACUACCCGGAGGAAGCCGGCCUUGCCUUUGGGGGCCCCGGGUCCUCCCGGUUCCUCCGCCUGGAGGUCCACUACCACAACCCGCUGAAGAUCCGAGGCCGCAGGGACUCCUCGGGCAUCCGCCUGCACUACACGGCCACUCUGCGGCGCUUCCACGCGGGCAUCAUGGAGCUGGGCCUGGUGUACACGCCCGUGAUGGCCAUCCCCCCCAAGGAGACGGCGUUCGUCCUCACCGGCUACUGCACCGACAACUGCACCCGGACGGCCCUGCCCCCCUCGGGGAUACACAUCUUUGCCUCUCAGCUUCACACGCACCUGGCGGGGAGAAAGGUGGUCACGGUGCUGGCCCGGGACGGCCGGGAGAGGGCCGUCGUGAACAGGGACAACCACUACAGCCCUCACUUCCAGGAGAUCCGCAUGCUGAAGAAGAUGGUGUCGGUGUACCCGGGGGACAUGCUCAUCACUUCCUGCACCUACAACACGGAGGACAGGACGCUGGCCACCGUGGGCGGCCUGGGCAUCCAGGAGGAGAUGUGCGUCAACUACGUGCACUACUACCCGCGGACGGAGCUGGAGCUCUGCAAGAGCGCAGUGGACCCCGGCUUCCUGCGGAAGUACUUCGGCAUGGUGGACAGUUUCCACAGUGAGGACACCUGCGCCUGCCCCCAGGCCUCGGGCCCCGAGCAGCUCUCGGCCCCCGAGCAGUUCCAGGCGGUGCCCUGGGACUCCUUCAGCCGGGACACGCUCCGGGCCCUGUACGGCGGCGCGCCCAUCUCCAUGCACUGCAACAAGUCCUCCGCCGUCCGCUUCCAGGGGGAGUGGGAGCUGCAGCCCCUGCCGAAAAUCGCCUCCCGGCUGGAGAAGCCCGCCCCUCGGUGCCCGGCCCGCCCCAGCGCGUGCCCCGCCCGCCCCACCGUGGUCGUCACGGGUGGGGGCAAAGGCUGAGCGGCAGGCUGCCCCCUCGCCGCCCCUCCGUGCCACCCCUGUGGGCUCGCACCAGCCCCUCCUGAGCGCCCCCCUGCUUGAGACCACGGCACAGACCCCAGCAUCCUCCCCUGCCCGGCCCGAGCGUUCCCCGAGAGCCCCCGCCCCGCCCCGCCCGGACUGGCCGGACCGAGACCCCCUCCUCAGCCCUCUGAGGAGGUGCCAGGACAACCCAGCGGGGCGGUCCGGAGCCCAGUGCCCCCAAUCCCCGCCCGUGUCUCUGCGGGCACCAGUGCUCCCUCCCGGGUGCGAGCCUCUGGGUGGACCGAGGGGCGGACUCCGCCCACCCGGCUGCACCCCAGGUCCGCGCCGCGCCGAUAGCGCGAGGGUCGGGUGCCGGUGCUGCCGAAACUCACCCCCACAGAGCGGCUUUCUCCUCCUGGUGGGCGGCCCCCCGCCCACGGAGGCAGGACCGCCACUUAGCUAGCGACUCGCCUCGGAAAUGGCUCCGUUGCAGGGUAAAUAGAUACUUUCGCCCACUCGGAGGGGAACCGUCCCAGCCAAGCGCCAGCCGCCACCGCAGACGCAACGGCAGAGACCCAGGCUCGGGCCUGGGCGCCAGCUCCCCAGGGAGAUGGGUGGGGGGGUCUCCCCAAGCCCCUCCCUGCUCUUCCUGGCCCCAGCACGCCUGCCUCUGAAGCAUGGGGGCCUCUUGGUGCGGGCGUGACUGCGAUGGCCCCUGUCGCCCCCCGCCCCUCGGUGUUCUCAUCUGUAAAAUGGGCAGAGGCUGUGCCAGUUCACAAGACAAUAAAGCU